CGCAUUACUCGUACGCACAGAAUAAUAAUAAUGUACUUAUGAUAUCCGCAAUAAGUACACGACGACACCGCACGACACCACACGACAAGACGGGAUAAGACACACAUGGUAUUUUAUCCGGUGCUUUCUCCGUCGCCCGUGGAGAAGGCGUUUUGUUUCGUUACGUUGCAGCAGCAGGAUGCGAUCCAGAUCCAGAUCCAGGUCGGUGGGAGGGGGAUCAGAAAUAUUGACAGCCAAGGAUUUCGCGACCCGACAGACGAGGAGGAGGAGGGAAGCGACGGAAACCUCCCCCCCUUUUGGCUCAGCCCACCGGAAUGGUCCCUCUUGAAGAGCGCCGAGGAAAACCCACUCGAGUAUACACUUGCGGAGCGCGAUGAAGCCGUCUCGUACCUCCGGCUUCUGCUCAAGAUGCUGGGCCAGGUGACCGGAGGAAGCACAAGCAGAGACAACGCAAAGCCAAAUACAGUUGCAGACGCAACUGCGGGAUCGAACGAGGACAGCGGGAUCGCCACUCUGGAAAGCCCGCCCCUGGAAACCCAAGACGAAGCUCUCGAUUUCUACUACCGGUCAACCAAGCAGCACAAAAAACUGGUCGUAUCCCAUUACUGCGUGGAUAAACUCUUUGAAAUCAUUGCCGUCUCUCUGGACAAUGCAAGCAAUGGUAUUCCGAGCCUGUCUAAAUUGUUUCAUGGGGUCGAUGAAAACGAAAUCCAAAAGAUGAACGAAAUCCAAAAGAUAAUCGAAAGCUGCCACGCGAACUCAGCUAGAUCCAACAAUCUAGAUAUCGACGAAUGGAGAAUGCUGGUACCGCUGCUCUACAACCGAUCCGUAGAUGAAUACACAAAACGUGGAGCAGCGCUGAUCCUUUCCUACAUUCUCAAAACUGGAUGCGAGCGAAUCGAGCUAUUGAGAUCCUGCAAUGCAAGUCACGACAACAGGAAAAAAAACAAUAGCAACAACAACAACAACAAGCCAUCAACCUGGCAGGAAACCGACGUCGACUUUUUGAACCUCUUGUCAUUUCCAGACGAGCACAAAGCGGCGACCUUUUCGAAAUCAAACAGCCCAGAGGAAGAGUUGACCACCGUUCUCGACCAGACCAACCUACAGAGAGCUAUUGAUGAGUCGCUAGGGUCCUUUGUGUCUUGGCUGACGGGACGGCUGCAGUGCUCUGACCAUUAUCUAUCGCUCGGCGUCGUGACGCCCACCCUAGGCGUUCUGCUAUCGGGCACUAAGCGUGCACGGACUGCCUUUCACCAAGCGGGAGGCAUCGGAUACCUUGUCCGGCACCUCAAGGCCAAGCGCACGACAAGGACACCGAGCAAGUGGAGCGGAGGAGAAGACGACUGGUUCCGCCGUCCUGCCACGAAAGUAGGCCCCGCAGCAAACUCGACAUCACCGGGAUCUCUCACGGCAAGGACGAUUUUGGCUUUUUCCAAACCAAAAUCCUCCCCCCCGCACAGCCAGCUCCCGGCGUCUCCGGAGCGCAAGCGGGGGAACGUGCGAUCUCGAAAAACGAAUCCAUCCACGUCGACGUCGCUCUCUAUCAAUGCGUACUCGCACAGCGAUUCCUUCUCGGUGAGCAGCAGCUUUUCUUCGACAAAUUCGAACUCGAUUUUUAACCACCUCGGCUCACCGUCCUCCCCCGGGGCGACGGAGUCAGAAACGCACCAUACAGAGGCCCUGGUGGAGAGCGACACCAACCACACACACCUUCAAGGUUUUAUUUCCAGGGCAGGCGAGGCCCUUUCGGGUCCGUCGGUCCUGGCCGCCACUCUCGCCGCCACAUCGACCAUCGCAGCGUCCUCGUCGCUUCUGUCGCCGGCGCAAGCUUUGCAGCUGCCACACCCCGAUCGAAUUUCACGAAAGCGGCCAGUGUCGUCCUCCUCGGUGCAGCAAGUUUACGACCUGGUCUUUUGCCUGUGGUGCAUGUCUAUGGAUUGCCAAACUGACGAGAGCGUUGCGAACCACUUUGCCCGCGACGGGGCAGUCUCGGCACUGGCACAUCUCCUCAAGACGGCACCGCGCGAAAAGGUCCUGCGGCUGACCCUGGCCUGCCUCCGCUCCCUGACCACUCUCCCUGCGAGCCACAGCAGAGUUGGUGGUGACAAGACCAGCGACAUCGACGCGAACUCAUUUGUUCGUGAGAUGAUUGGCUGUGGUGUGCUCAAAUCCCUCGACACGGUUCGGCUUAGGCGCUGGAACGACGAAGAUCUGGAGGACGACCUAGAGUUCUUGCACGGAUUUCUUUCCGACCGCACCGAGCAACUAUCCCAAUUCCACGUCUACGAGGCUGAGGUCGAGACCGGUGCCCUGAGGUGGGACGAUCGGUUUCACACGAAAGAUUUUUUCCGGCGGAACGUGGGACAGAUGGAGGGCCGAGAUGGACGCUUUGGUGUCGUGAAAAGCCUAGUGCAGAUCCUAUACGCGAGCACCAAGAGCGGUCGCCUUCGCAGCAGCGGGGGUACCGUCGUGUAUGCCGGUCUGAACGAGGUGGGGGGAGAUUCAUGGGGCGAGGACGACAUUUCAGACGACGAGGUCUGCGAGUGCCUUGCGGUGUGCCUGUUCGAUCUGGGGGAGUUCGUUCGGCACUACCCCAACGGCAAGCACGUCUUGGAUAAGGUGCUCGGGGCCAAGCCGCUGGUCAUGUGCUACGUAAACCAUCCCCGGUGGGAGGUCCGGGAGCAGGCCCUGCUUUGUGCCUCAAAAAUCCUGGUGAACAACUGGAGGGUGCGUAAUUUGCAGGAAGCCAGCGACUAUACCAUCGCAUUGUUUGUUUCUGGUGGAAUACUCGUACUCACAAACUCGAUUUUUUUUCGCUCAGUCAAUCGAAAUCUAAGUGGUUUGUUCUUGUCAUGUGAAAGUUGAGUGGAUACCCCCGGACAGGCUGACAAAGUUUUGAAGAAAGCACGAUGGGAAAGAAUCUCGCGCUGGAAUAGAAAUCUGCAACCGCCAUCCAAUCUCUUUCUAUUUAUUGCACAACUUUUUUGUUUUACAAAUUCUCUAGAAUCGAAACAUCAUCUGCAUCAGCAGACCAUUUUUGUGGGCAGAGCUUUGAUGUACACGCAACCUUAUCAGACCGGCGAUCCCGCCGUUCGUAAAAGCACUGUGAUUUACUGUAAUUCGUUUCGUUACUCCAACCAACGUUCUGCAAGUCAAGAGAGGCAAACACUUGCAGCAAGAAAUAGCAUAAGAAAAUUAUGGACUGCUC
This is a messenger RNA of Pseudo-nitzschia multistriata, 3211 nucleotides long. NCBI's taxonomy places the organism in Eukaryota, Bacillariophyta, Bacillariophyceae, Bacillariales, Bacillariaceae. The record is from the annotation of a GenBank genome assembly.